Molecule: messenger RNA, 297 nt
Organism: Cooperia oncophora
Lineage: Eukaryota; Metazoa; Nematoda; Chromadorea; Rhabditida; Trichostrongylidae
Source: the annotation of a GenBank genome assembly
AUGGCUAUUGUUAUUGCUCAACCCAACAAGUCGGACAGUUUGGACAGUUCUACCUCUGCUCCUUGUAACCCAAACGAGUGGGCCGCUUUGAUCUACGCGUGGGCGGUCUCGAACGGCUUGCUGAACACGCCGUGUACACUUUACGAAAUCGCACACGGAGACGAUACAGUACAAGAAUCAUUCUACGGUCUAGAGAAAGACGUGUUGGUGAAAGCACUCCGAAGCUUAGAAUUGCAACGGCGCGCACAACUGAUGAAUAUUGGUACAGAGUCAGAGGGUGUCAAGUUCCUGCAAUAA